AGCCGCUGGGGGUGCGCACUGGAGGCGCACUGGCGCGCCGUCCUGCUGGGCAUGCAGCUGGCCGGCAUGCUCGGCUGCAGAGGCUGGCCGCCGCGCGCAUCGCGGCCCUGGACGCGCUACGCGCGCGUCUUCACGGCCGCGUCCAGCGUCGCCAGGUCCAUGAUGGUGUACAUAACGAUCUAUAGUUUUUGGAACGGAAUCCGGAAUGGAAUCAGCAACUCUCCUAACUUCUCGGGUUCGAUAAGCGGGUUCGUCUACGCUCUCUACUUGCUUGACUUUCUCAUAAUGAACGUCGGAUUGACAGUGACGCAGGUAAGGGGCUAGCAGCAGCACUUGCACGGGCAACACAUAAGCUACCUCAAAUUCAGGGGAGUGAACUGCCGAUUUGACAGAUUUUUGGCAGGAUUGUAUACACCUCACCUUAAAGUUCCCACUCUCUACCGCAGGUGGUCAUGGUGUACCACUCCCAGGAGCUGUGCCUGGUAGUAAGAGCCAUGCUUCAGCACUUGCAUGCCUUCCCGAGCCAAAGGCACAAGUAUGAGACCAGGAACGCUAUCAUACUCUGCUUCGGAGCGUCACCCAUCGCGUACACCGUUUGCAUGUCGACAAUCAUCGCGAACACCAAGCAGGGGGUGUUCUGGCUGAACGUCGCGUACGGCCUGAACGACCUGCUGCCAUGGGUGCUCAUCAGUGUCACCCAGGACUCGUUCAGCCACGUGGUGUCCGCGAGCACCGACCUAUUGGCGGGCAUAGCCGACGAUGUCCAGCAGCUCAUCAAUAAGCACGCACGCGUCGAGUCGACCGGAUUCAGAGCCACCCUGAGCGCGCCGGCCUCGACGAAGUGCCCGGCGUGCCGGGGGCGCUACCCCUCGCAAAGUUCCACCCUGGCCCGGGGAGUGCGUGCGCUCAGGGUGAGGUACCAGUGCGUGCACGACGGGGUCCUCGCCACCAACGGGGUAUACGGGCUGUUCAACAGGGCCUCCAUCACAGUGGCGACAGUCCAGGUUGUGGUCUGUCUGUAUGUCGGUGUGAUAGUGCCUCACGGCAAAGGAAAGUAACAUUGUCGGUAGUGUAUACAUUUCUAUGAAAAUGGUGCUGGGUAUUGAUUAAGCUAGGAUUAACAAAAACUCGUUGAAGCUUUCGCAUCGCUGCCAUUAGUGGGUACAAUCAAAAACGUCUUGACGUUU
This is a messenger RNA of Frankliniella occidentalis (western flower thrips), 1187 nucleotides long. RefSeq lists its product as uncharacterized. Lineage: Eukaryota; Metazoa; Arthropoda; Insecta; Thysanoptera; Thripidae. The record is from RefSeq and is a predicted model, not a curated record. The transcript has 3 exons. The coding region runs from base 453 to 1058 and encodes 201 amino acids.